GCGCAGUACGUCAAUCCACCGACAUGGCUCUGGUUAAAACCGUCUACAAUCUGCUCUUCAGGAGAACGUCCACUUUCGCCAUAACCAUCAUGGUUGGAGCGGUCUUCUUUGAACGAGUCUUUGACCAAGGUGGCGACGCGGUUUUUGAGGAAAUGAAUCGCGGGAAACUAUGGAAACACAUCCAACACAAUUACGAGAACAAAAACGAAGAAUAGGACGUCGCGGGGUUUCCUAAGGCUGAAGUGCAACUGUUGUCACACUUCCAUAAUCCAUUCUUCCUGGACUCCGUACCGUUACCUCCAUCAAACGCCAGUCAACAUGGACAAUGUGCUUCAAGUCAACCCCAGUGGGAGCUGAUUGGCUGUCCAGACCACCGUGAAGAAAGGAGCAAUGGUUCCUGUCACCUCGUCCUCCCCUUCCUGCUGUUAUGUAUCAAGCCUUCGUUCUCCUCACAGAUUGUAAAUUGUUAAAUUAAAAUUGUUAAUGUCAUACCGAUA
This is a messenger RNA of Cyclopterus lumpus (lumpfish), 497 nucleotides long. RefSeq names its product cytochrome b-c1 complex subunit 9 (gene uqcr10). The record is from RefSeq and is a predicted model, not a curated record. Gene Ontology annotation, biological process: mitochondrial electron transport, ubiquinol to cytochrome c. NCBI's taxonomy places the organism in Eukaryota, Metazoa, Chordata, Actinopteri, Perciformes, Cyclopteridae. The transcript is spliced from 2 exons. The coding region runs from base 24 to 215 and encodes 63 amino acids.